AGAUACAGGAGCAACAGAGUCAUUCAUUAGGUCUUCAGUGUUGCCAUUUUCAGAAAGGAGUGAUACAGGGGACUGUGUGAUAGUGAGAGGGGUUAGUUUGGUUCCUUUGAGUGCCCCAUUGCACAAAGUUUUCCUGACUUGUGGAUUUAUUGAGGGAGAUGUUCACAUUGCAGUUAGACCAGCUCUUCCAUUAGAGGGCGUAGAUGUAAUCUUAGGUAAUGACUUGGCUGGUGGCCGAGUUUGGCCUUCUGGGGGUCCUGUCAAAGUUUCAGCUCAACUGAAGGAACCAGAUGACUGUGUGAGGAACUUUCCAGAGGUGUUCACAGCUUGUGCUCUCACCAGAGCCAUGACGAAGGCUAAGUUGGAUACUGAAGAUUGUGAUUUCAAACUUGAUUUUAAACUACCUGAGUCUCUUUCUGUUUCUCAGCAGGAAUUGGUCACAGAACAAAGAGCAGAUGCGUCUCUGGGUGAACUGUUUAACCAGGUGCAGCCCACUCAGGAAGCAAAAAAGUUCAGCAUCUGGGUAUUUUCUACAGGAUGAGGUACUGGUGAGAAAGUGGAUUCUUCAAGGAACGGAUCUCCUGGGAAAUCCAGUUUUUCAAAUUGUAGUUCCUUCCAAAUUCAGAGAGAAAGUGUUAUCUUGUUCCCACAAUCAAACAGGUCACCUAGGAGUUAACAAAACAUAUCAGCGUAUUCUGUUAUUUUAUUUUUAUUUUUUGGUCUCAUUUAAAACGUGAUGUUGCAUCAUUUAUUAAGUCUUGUCAUACAUGUCAACUCACGGGUAAACCAAAUCAGUCUAUUAAACCAGCACCGCUUCGUCCAGUACCUGCGAUUGAAAAUCCAUUUGAACAUUUGAUAAUUGAUUGCGUCGGCCUGUUAUCAAAAUCUGGUUCUCAAUAUUUACUAACAGUAAUGUGUUUGGUAACCCGCUAUCCAGCAGCUUAUGCUUUACGUAACAUAACUGCAAAGUCUGUUGUUAAAGCAUUGACUCAGUUCAUGGCUAUCUUUGGGAUUCCAAAAAUCAUUCAGAGUGAUCAGGGUUCAAAUUUCUCUUCUCACCUUUUUGCUCAAGUUCUACAACAACUUGGCAUAAAACACAAUCAGGCUUCAGCUUAUCACGCACAAAGCCAAGGAACAUUAGAGAGGUUUCACCAAACCUUAAAAUCACUGUUGCGCUCCUAUUGCACGGAGUUGAACAAAGACUGGGAAGAGGGUUUACCAUGGUUAUUACUUGCAGCUAGGGAAGUUUGUCAAGAGAGUACUGGGUUCAGUCCUAGUGACCUUGUCUUUGGCCAUAAAGUCCGGGGUCCAUUGGCAGUUCUGCAUGAUAAUUGGUCCAGAGAUGAACCUCCAGCUAAUCUGUUGGACUAUGUCAAUGGGUUUCACCAUCGUCUCUAUACAGCAGGUCAAAUGGCUAAACAAAAUUUGGCUAAAUCUCAAAACAAAAUGAAAACUUGGUAUGAUAAACAUUCUGAAAAGCAUCAGUUUUGUGAAGGCGAUCAAGUUCUAGCACUGUUGCCUAUUGUGGGGGUCACCAUUUCAGGCAAAGUUUCAUGGUCCUUACACAGUAGUGAAACAGCUUUCAGAUCUUAACUAUCUAAUUGAAACUCCUGAUAGGAAAAAGCAGCAACAGUUGUGCCAUAUUAACUCCUAAAACCCUAUUUUGAGCGUGAGUCUUUGGUUAUGGGAACUGUAAUGACUGCCUGUGAGGUACAUCAGUCAGCUCUUCAUGGGGAGGAGGAAGUGGCAAUGCCAGAUGAGGCUAUUCUUUCUGGUCGUUUAAAAAAUUCUGAAACAUUAGAAAAUUUAAACUCUCUCUUGUCCCACUUGCCAAACAAAAGAGCAGUACAAUUAUCACAGCUAAUUCAAGAUUAUCCAUCCUUGUUUGGGGACACACCCACUAGGACAAAUCUAAUAGAACACAACACAGAUGUUGGUCAUGCUAAGCCGAUCAGACAAAGAUUUUUCUGUGUCUCACAGGAAAAGCAGAAGGUUAUUGACAAAGAAGUGAAAUAUAUGCUUGAUAAUAAUCUGGCUGUUCCAUCUGCUUCCAGCUGAGCGUCUCCCUGCCUUAACGUGCAGAAGUCAGACUAGUCACCACGCAUGUGCACAGACUUCCGUAAAGUUAAUGCGGUAACCAAACCUGACUCAUUUCCGUUGCCAAGAGUUGAGGACUGUGUUGACCAAGUCGGAAGUGCUCAGUUUGUAAGUAAGCUAGAUUUUCUGAAAGGGUAUUGGCAAGUGCCUUUAACCCAAAGAGCACAGGAAAUUUCAAGUUUUAUCACUCCAUCCGGCUUGUUUUCCUAUACAGUCAUGGGUUUUGGUUUAAGAAAUGCUCCAGCAACAUUUCAAUGCUUAAUGAAUCGUCUUGUCAGUGGUUUAAAGGGCUGCGCGGUUUACUUAGAUGAUGUUGUAUACAGCAAUACUUGGGAUGAACAUUUAGACCAAAUUCGGGCACUGUUUGAUCGUUUGGCUAAUGGGAAUCUUACUUUAAAUUUAGCCAAGUGUGAUUUUGCUAAAGCUACUGUUACAUACUUGGGAAAAGUUGUGGGACAGGGUCAAGUACGGCCUGUAAUAGCAAAAGUCACAGCAGUUUCUCAGUUUCCUACUCCAACUACAAAGAAAGAACUCAUGAGAUUCUUAGGCCUUGUGGGUUACUAUCGUUGUUUCUGUCGAAACUUUUCCAGUGUUGUAGCUCCUUUAACAGAUUUGCUUAAAUCCAAAGUAAAAUUUGUUUGGUUUCAGUCUUGUCAGCAAGCUUUUGAUGAAAUUAAGGCCCUCCUUUGUUCAUCUCCUGUUCUCCUUGCUCCCAGGUUCGAUCAGCCAUUCAAGCUACAUGUUGAUGCUAGCCAUGUAGGAGCAGGAGCAGUGUUGCUACAGUCGGAUGACAAUGGAGUGGACCGCCCUGUUAGCUUCUUCUCUAAAAGUUCAAUUCAUGUCAGCUGAAUUAUUCAGUUAUAGAAAAAGAAGCUCUUACUUUGAUCCUGGCUUUACAGCAUUUUCAAGUUUACAUUGAGUCUAGUUCUUCAGUCAUUGUGUAUUUGGAUCACAAUCCUUUAACCUUUCUAAAUUCUCUACAAAAUCCAAAUCAGAGGUUAAUGCGCUGGGCACUAUUUCUGCAACCAUAUCAUUUAGACAUCAGACAUAUUAAAGGCAAAGAGAAUGUGUUGGCGGACGCUCUGUCCCGUGCCCCUCUGUAAUCUGUUGUUCAUCCCAUCUCUAGUCUCUCCUCUCCUCCUCUUAAUUCACUCCUAGGCGCCAAGGCUGCUGAGUUGGAGUGGUUGAGCUGGAAGUUAGUGUUUUGAAUUCUGGGCUGGACCUGAUCUGAAGCAGCGUUUUUGGACACCUGUGGGGUCUUCAGGACUGGUGUCCAUUUGUCCAUCUGCUGCUGGUGAUUCCUGAUGUCUGCUGCUGUCCCGGGGUCUGUCUGGUUGUGUCCUGGUGUCCUGGGUUCCUGGUUCUUAUGGUUGCCUUGCCUGGUCCCCCUGGUCCUUGUCCUUUGAGUGCGCUUUCUCUGGCUCGCUGCUGGAGGAAAUCCGGCAUUAUUGAAAGUGUAUGCUCUAAUUUGGAGACGGUCCCCUUCAAGGGGCCCUUUUUUUGUGGGAGGGGGUGUGACGGCCCCAGGGCCUUUGCAGCUGCUCCUCUCCCAUCUCCCUCUGUGCAGGUGGGCUAUGGCCCCUCCUCCUAAUCUGGGCAAUUUAGGCAGAUCUGUCACACCUGUUCUGUCUCUGCUCCUGCUCCCUGGCCACCAUGCUGUCUCCUUCUGGUUUAGUUUGAUUUAUCUACACAUCCACACACCACAUGCACUACACCUUACACUUAGACGUUUUAUUGUUUAAAUAAAUCUUUUGUUAAACCUUUGACUUUUGUGUGGUCUCCCCAUCUUUGUUGCCACUUGUUGAGCCAGAGUGGUAACAGUAACCAGUGGACUGUCAGUGUGUCCAACAUGGAUCUGAUGUUUGGCUCUGGGAUUUGACUCUGAUGGACUCAUUGAAACAUUUCUCUGUUCCAGCUGCUGGAGGACAACAUGGUGACUUUUGUGAAUAAGGAGCUGAAGAAGAUGCAGAAACUUUUGAGUCCAGAUUACCCAGAAUGCUCCUCAGAGAGUCAGAGGGAGGAUGAGGAGGAGUUGGAGGGUGAUGAUGAAGAUGAGAGGAGCAGCAGAGAGAUGUUUCAGCAGAUCACAGUGAUGUUCCUGAGGAGGAUGAAGCAGGAGAAGCUGGCUGACUGUCUGCAGAGCAAACUUCCUGCAGUUUGCGGACGUGAACUUAAAUCUUCUCUGAAGAAGAAGUUCCAGAGAGUUUUUGAGGGCAUCGCUAAAGCAGGACAGCCGACCCUCCUGAAUGAGAUCUACACAGAGCUGUACAUCACAGAGGGAGGAACUGCAGAGGUCAAUGAUGAACAUGAGGUCAGACAGAUUGAAGCAGCAUCCAGGAAAGCAGACAGAGCAGAAACAAUCAUCAGAGCAGAAGACAUCCUUAAAGGCUCACCUGGAAGAGAUGGACCAAUCAGAACAGUGAUGACAAAGGGAGUGGCUGGCAUCGGGAAAACAGUGUUAACACAGAAGUUGACUCUGGACUGGGCUGAAGACAAAAGCAACCAGGACAUCCACUUCAUGUUUCCACUGACUUUCAGAGAGCUGAAUGUGGUGAAAGAGAGAAAGUUCAGUUUGGUGGAACUUGUUCAUCACUUCUUCAGUGACACCAAAGCAGCAGAAAUGUGCAGCUUUGAACACUUCCAGGUUGUGUUGAUCUUUGACGGUCUGGAUGAGUGUCGCCUUCCUCUGGACUUCCACAACAAUGAGGUCCUGACUGAUGUUAGAGAGUCCGCCUCAGUGGAUGUGCUGCUGACAAACCUGAUCAGGGGGAAUCUGCUUCCCUCUGCUCGCCUCUGGAUAACCACACGACCUGCAGCAGCCAAUCAGAUCCCUCCUGACUGUGUGGAAAUGGUGACGGAGAUCAGAGGGUUCACCGACCCACAGAAGGAGGAGUACUUCAAGAAGAGAUUCAGAGAUAAGAGGAAGGCCAGCAGGAUCAUCUCCCACAUGAAGAAGUCACGAAGCCUCCACAUCAUGUGCCACAUCCCAGUGUUCUGCUGGAUCACUGCUACAGUUGUGGAGGAGCUGCUGAGAAGCAGAGAGGGAGGAGAUCUGCCCAGAACCCUGACUGAGAUGUUCAUCCACCACCUGGUGGUUCAGGCCAAAGUCAAGAAGGUCAAGUAUGAUGGAGGAGCUGAGACAGAUCCACACUGGAGUCCAGACAGCAGGAGGAUGAUUGAGUCUCUGGGAAAACUGGCUUUUAAUCAGCUGCAGAGAGGAAAUCUGAUCUUCUACGAGUCCGACCUGACAGAGUGUGGCAUCGAUGUGGAAGCAGCCUCAGUGUACUCAGGAGUGUUCACACAGGUCUUUAAAGAGGAGAGAGGGCUGUACCAGGACAAGGUGUUCUGCUUCGUCCAUCUGAGCGUUCAGGAGUUUCUGGCUGCUCUUCAUGUCCAUCAGACCUUCAUCAAGUCUGGAAUCAACCUGUUGGAGAAACAACAACAAACAACAUCCUGGUGGUCUGAAAUGCUCCAAAGUAAAUCAGCACGUUUUUACCAGACAGCUGUAGAUGAGGCCUUACAGAGUCCAAACGGACACCUGGACUUGUUCCUGCGCUUCCUCUUGGGUCUGUCCCUGCCGACCAAUCAGAAUCUGCUACGAGGCCUGCUGACACAGACAGGAAGUAGCUCACAGACCAAUCAGAAAACAGUGGAGUACAUCAAGGAGAAGAUCAGUGAGAAUGUGUCUGUCGAGAGAAGCAUCAAUCUGUUCCACUGUCUGAAUGAACUGAAGGAUGUUUCUCUAGUGGAGGAGAUCCAACAGUCCCUGAGAUCAGGACGUCUGUCCACAGAUAAACUGUCUCCUGCUCAGUGGUCAGCUCUGGGCUUCAUCUUACUGUCAUCAGGAGAAGAUCUGGAAGUGUUUGACCUGAAGAAAUACUCUGCUUCAGAGGAGGCUCUUCUGAGGCUGCUGCCAGUGGUCAAAGCCUCCACGAAAGUUGUACUGAGUGGCUGUAAUCUGUCAGAGAGAAGCUGUGGAGCUCUGUCCUCAGUCCUCAGCUCCCAGUCCUCCAGUGUGACAGAGCUGGACCUAAGUAACAAUAACCUGCAGGAUGCAGGAGUGGAGAGUCUUUCUGCUGGACUGGAGAGUCCACACUGUAAACUGGAAGCUCUCAGGCUGUCAGGCUGUCUGGUCACAGAGGAAGCUUGUGCUUCUCUGGCCUCAGCUCUGAGCUUCAAGACCUCAAAUCUGAGAGAGCUGGACCUGAGCUACAACCAUCCAGGAGACUCAGGAGAGAAGAUGCUGAGAGCUAAAGUGGAGGAUCCACACUGUAGACUGGACACACUCAGGGUGACGCCUGCUGGAGACCCAUGGUUGACACCAGGUCUGAGGAAGUAUUCCUGUCAACUCACAGUCGACACAAACACAGUAAACAGAAACCUCAAACUGUCUGACAACAACAGGAAGGUGACACAUGUGGAGAAUGUUCAGUCGUAUCCUGAUCAUCCAGACAGAUUUGACUUUUAUCCUCAGCUGCUGUGUAGAACUGGUCUGACUGGUCGCUGUUACUGGGAGGUGGAGUGGAGAGGAUGUGUUCAGAUAGCAGUGAGUUACAGAGAAAUCGGAAGGAAAGGAGGCAGACAUGACUGCAUGUUUGGAUGGAAUGAUCAGUCCUGGAGUCUGCGCUGCACUGAUGAUGGUUACUCUGUCAUUCACAAUAACAGUCAAACAUCCAUCAGUUCCUCCUCAGACUCUCACAGAGUUUCAGUUUAUGUGGACGUUCCUGCUGGAACUCUGUCCUUCUACAGAGUCUCCUCUGACUCUCUUAUCCACCUCCACACCUUCAACACCACAUUCACUCAACCUCUCUAUCCUGGUUUUGGGUUCUGGUCAUCUGGUUCCUCCUCAGUGUCUCUGUGUACUGAGUUGAGUCUCCAGAGUCUCCUCCUGGUACAGAAACGGUGUUGAACAGAUAGUUGAGUCUCUCCAUGACUCUGUCCCUCACAAACAUGUUUUCACAUUCAUGGAUUAAAUGUGUUUCUUUGUCAAAUCUUUCUAAAUGAUUCCUUGUAAACUUGUUCCUCUUCAAAGAUGGAAGUUGUGAUUAUUCCAGGAACCAAAUGUGGUGUUUGCGUCUUUUUCCAGUCAAAUGUUGAGAGUGAAAGUCAGGAUGUGGUGUUCCUCUGACGCUCACUUGAAGUAAAAGCAUUUGAGCUGCACAAAGUUUGAAAUGAGAGAGGAAGCAGUGAAUCUCCAAACUGCUGACAGACUUUCACACAUUAUUGUCCAGUGAAAAUCAGCUUUUUGUGCAGCCACACUUGAUCUGAUUUGAGUCUUGAAGCUCUUUUAUUCAGACAUAAAAUGAAUAGACAGAUUAUGAUUACCUUGACAGUUUCGGUGAAAAUGUUCAAGAUCUGUCAUUUUAUGUGUGAACAAAAGAACUCAAAAUGACUGAACUACAGUGACUUCCUGCAUUAUCAGACCACCCCUGACCAAAGUGCACUUCUUCAAUAUAAUGUCUCAAUACAUGAAGUUUAAAGUUUAACAGCUGUAAUGAGCAGCAGCCAGUUCAAAAAGGCGUCUACAUUGAUGGGUAAAAUAAAUUCUUCACGCACGUUUAACAGCUUUCUACCAGCAUUCCUGUCUUGCAUCAUUUGCAGUAGCUGCUUUCCACCAUCAUCAUUUUUCAUAU
Acanthochromis polyacanthus (spiny chromis) is the source of this 7730-nucleotide messenger RNA. RefSeq names its product NLR family CARD domain-containing protein 3-like. Lineage: Eukaryota; Metazoa; Chordata; Actinopteri; Pomacentridae. The record is from RefSeq and is a predicted model, not a curated record. The transcript has 6 exons. The coding region runs from base 4028 to 7006 and encodes 992 amino acids. Gene Ontology annotation, molecular function: protein binding.